Molecule: messenger RNA, 987 nt
Organism: Pseudozyma flocculosa PF-1
Lineage: Eukaryota; Fungi; Basidiomycota; Ustilaginomycetes; Ustilaginales; Ustilaginaceae
Exons: 2
Coding region: 1-987 (328 amino acids)
Biological process (GO): aromatic amino acid biosynthetic process; chorismate metabolic process
Cellular component (GO): cytoplasm
Molecular function (GO): chorismate mutase activity
Source: RefSeq, a predicted model, not a curated record
AUGAAGCUCGUCUCGCUCCUCGUCCUCCUGCCCCUACUCGCAGGCAGCGUGAGCGGUAGCACGCGUCUGGAGCGUUCGGUUCGAUCCACGCCUCCCUCGUCGUCGUCGGCCGCCGCCAGACCGUCGAGCGGGGGGGACGCAGCGGCGCUCCUGACGGCGGCGCGCAACAAGCUCGAGGAGACCGAAGACGCCCUACUCCACAGCCUCAUUGCGCGCGGCAAGCUGGCCGGCGUGCACGGCGGCAGCGGCGUGUCGGACUGGCACGGGUGCGCCGACGUCUUCAAGUCGCUGCCCGCCAUGCCGCGCGACAAUACCACGUUGCCGCACCAAUGGAAGGGACACGCCAACCAGCCGGACUUUCUCCUCGCCCACGUCCCAUCCUCGACCGCCACCACCGCCGACGACGACGCCGGUGGUGCCUCGUCGUCAUCGACGAUCGAUCGAUUCUUCUACGCCAACAUCGCAGGUGCCCUCUCGGGGUCGCCCACGACUGCGGCGGGUGCGGCGGCGAAGGCAGGAGGGGCAGUGGCAGAGGCAGGAGCAGGGGCGACGCGCGCCGAGAUGCUGGCGUCGUCGUUGAGCCUGCAGCUCAUCUCGGACCGUAUCCACAUCGGCGAGGACGUGGCGCGCGCCAAGUUGGCCCAGGACCGGCAGACGCUCUGCCCGCUCAUCGCCGCUCGGGACAGCCAGGGCCUGGUGAAAGCCGUGACGAAUACGACGCAGGAGCAGGCCGUCCUCGAUCGUGUGCUGCGCAAGGUCUCUAUCUGGUCCGCCCGUCCCGCCCCCGCCCCCGCCCCCGCCGCCGGCGCUGGUACUGCCAAUACCGCUCCUGCCACCACCAGCACUACCUCCGCCGCCACCUCGGACCCUGACGCGGCCCGGAUCGAGACGUUUGCAAACAACGUACAGCAAUUGUUCAAGCAGUUCCUGAUCCCGCUCACGACGCAGCUCGAAGUCGUCUACCUCCUCAGCAUCAAGUGCGACUAG